Stylophora pistillata is the source of this 1283-nucleotide messenger RNA. Its product is annotated as replication factor C subunit 4. Gene Ontology annotation, molecular function: ATP binding; DNA clamp loader activity; DNA binding. Gene Ontology annotation, cellular component: DNA replication factor C complex; nucleus. The record is from RefSeq and is a predicted model, not a curated record. Lineage: Eukaryota; Metazoa; Cnidaria; Anthozoa; Scleractinia; Pocilloporidae. Gene Ontology annotation, biological process: DNA-templated DNA replication; DNA repair.
UCUCGCCAUGUUGGAAGGAACAACAACUGAAUAAGUAACUCGAUUUGUUUCUGUAUUUGUUUUCAUACAAGAAGAGCAUCAUCAGUAGAGAUGGAUGCUUUCCUACGUGGACAGAGUUCGACUGCUAGUUCUUCGAAGCUUAAGCUACAAACAGGCGAAGAAACGGCAGGAUCUUCAAACAAAAGGGUUGUUGUUCCAUGGGUUGAAAAAUAUCGUCCAAGAUCUGUGGAUGAAGUUGCUUAUCAGGAUGAAGUUGUGGCAGUGUUGAAAAAAUCACUAGAAGGGGUUGAUCUUCCAAACUUACUCUUUUAUGGCCCUCCUGGCACAGGAAAAACAUCCACAAUACUUGCUAUUGCAAGACAACUGUUUGGACCUGAAUUGAUGAGAUCACGGGUGCUUGAACUUAAUGCAUCAGAUGAACGUGGAAUACAGGUGGUAAGAGAUAAAGUAAAGAAGUUUGCUCAGCUGGCAGCCUCUGGUAUUCGUGCUGAUGGUAAACCAUGCCCACCUUUUAAGCUGGUUAUCUUGGAUGAAGCAGACUCCAUGACACCGAGUGCUCAGGCAGCCCUGAGAAGAACUAUGGAGAAGGAAACAAAAACUACAAGAUUUUGUCUCAUUUGUAACUACGUAAGCAGGAUUAUUGAGCCCCUGACUUCCCGUUGUUCCAAAUUUCGUUUUAAGCCAUUAUCUACAGAUACUUUAGAGAAAAGACUCAACAUGAUUUGUGAAAAGGAAGAUGUUAAAUGUGAUAGUAAGGCGAUACAAGAACUGAUAAAGAUAUCAGAAGGUGACAUGAGGAAGGCUAUAACAUACCUACAGAGUGCUCACAGAUUGAAAGGUGAAGACAUGGUAGAAGCUGAUGAUAUCAGUGAAAUAGCUGGGGUUGUUCCAAUUAAAAUGGCAGACAAACUUUUUGAAGCUUGUGAAUCAGACUCAUUUGAAAAGCUUGAUGCUACAGUUCAGGAAAUAAUAGCUGAGGGACACGCAGCUGCUCAGGUCAUUAACCAGGUUCACGACAGAAUUAUUGAAAUGGCUGAGUUAAAUGACCAUCAAAAAUCUGCCAUUAUGGAAAAAAUAGCUAUUGUUGACAAGUGUCUUUGUGAUGGAGCUGAUGAAUAUUUACAAAUUUUAAGCUUGUGUUCCGUCAUGAUGCAACAAUUUUGCCAUGCUGGACAGACAUGAUAGGGUUGGAAAGGAAAAGUUGGAACGUAAACAUUUCUCAUCGUUGUUCGCUAUACUGUAUCAGCUGUAUUAUGUGAAUUACUAAUAAAAGGUUUAUCCUG